Cryptomeria japonica (Japanese cedar) is the source of this 819-nucleotide messenger RNA. RefSeq lists its product as uncharacterized. Bases 1 to 819 code for a protein of 272 amino acids. The record is from RefSeq and is a predicted model, not a curated record. Gene Ontology annotation, molecular function: nucleic acid binding; RNA-DNA hybrid ribonuclease activity. Lineage: Eukaryota; Viridiplantae; Streptophyta; Pinopsida; Cupressales; Cupressaceae. The transcript is spliced from 2 exons.
AUGGAGUUUGAUGGUAGUUGUGCAGUGUUAGGUUCUAGUGCAGGGGUAGUGUUAAUACCACCUUCUGGCAAUCCUAUUCCUUUUUCUUUUAAGCUAGAAUUCAAAAAUACCAACAAUACAGCUGAGUAUGAGGCUUUGUUGCUAGGUUUAGCUGAAGCUAAGAGAUUGGGGGUGAAACUCUUGCGGGCUAAAGGAGAUGCUGAACUAAUUGUAAAACAGGCCAGAAGGUUGUUUAGUGUUAAAAAUGAGAGGCUGAAACACUAUCGAAAUAGAGUUUGGGACGAAAUCGAGGAUUUAGACGCAUUUUCCAUUGAAGCAAUACCUAGAGAAUUGAACUCAAAAGUAGAUUCAUUAGCAGUCUCAGCUUCAUUGCUAGUUCCACAUCCCAAAUUUGUUGAGGAUAUUUACAGGGUAGAGUUGAUAUAUCGACCCAAUGUCCCAGACAACUCUGAUUCUUGGCAGGUAUUUGAGAAUGAUAAAAAAAUAAAUAACUUUAUGCAAAGUGUAGACAUGUUUUUUGCCAUGUAUUUUGAAGGUUCAGAUGCAGAGUGCAAAGAAUUUUCACUAGAACGAGCCAAGGAGUUGCCUGAUGGAAUCAUGCAGUUGAAAGGAAACAAGAUUCCUAAAGGGCUGGUUUCUUUGGAGCAUCUAUUUGAUCGUAAUGAUGCCUACAAGAAUAAUAAAGAAAAGGAAAGGUUCAUUAGCCUCCUGGUGGAGUUCAAGGAUGUGUUUUCUUGGUGUUAUGACGAUCUUAAAAAUUUCAGAGAAGGAAAAUUCAAGCACCAGAUUCCCCUGAAGCCUGGAGCAAGCCCUUUCUGA